Molecule: messenger RNA, 1080 nt
Organism: Cyclocybe aegerita
Lineage: Eukaryota; Fungi; Basidiomycota; Agaricomycetes; Agaricales; Hemipholiotaceae
Source: the annotation of a GenBank genome assembly
AUGGGCAGUUAUCUAGUUGGUUUCGAUCCCCAGUAUACAGGCCCUAGUAUCGAGCAGAACAAUUUACCUUUAUCACUUAUUCGAAGUUUAUAUCCAAGUUUGCAUACGUAUUUCAUCGUUCCUUAUAUCUCUGUCGGCGAGAUGUCCAUGCAAAAUCAACCAGCAGGUGUUCCAGAUGCAAUGCUUCGAAUGAAGGAAGCGACGAACGAUCUCUACAAACGAAAGUCCUUUACGGUUGCUUUGGACUUGUAUUCGAAGAUCCUGAACAACUCUGAGCUUCCAAGCAGUGAUGACACGAGGGAGUUUUUGAGGACAGUGCGGUCGAAUAGAGCGGCGUCUUACAUUGCAUUGGCUACGUCCACUCGCAAAGCGCAUCUCAGACUCGCCCGCUGCUUCUACGAACUCGGAAAAUACGAGGACGCGACCAAGCAUUUAGAUGUCCACCGUGCUUUCGUGGGCGACAAGAGUGCUUCUGAGGAAGAACUUCGAAACAAGAUCUUGAAAGCGCAGAGCAACCAACAGAGCGGUUCAAGCUCGGCCGAAGAAAUGACGGUCCCACUCAAAUACAUUGUACAUAUCUCACAAUCCACUCCGACAGCGGCAAUUGAACUCAACGAAACCGUACCCCUUUCUCUAUGCAACACUCGUAAUCCACCGGAGAUUCCAACAAAAAAGCUCCUCGCAAAUCUGGUCGAAAAGCAUCAUGCGUGGCUACUCAAGCAAGGCCCUCUCAGCGGCGGGGCGUGGAAGUGUUGGAGUUGCGGCAAACGAGCAACCGGGAUGGUCCACACACCUGCGUCGUAUUUACACACGUAUUUGGAAGGAAACGAAGCGACGAUAGUCGAUUUCACUCAGCCAGUGCAUGCAAACUCACGCUCAGACUAUACUUCCAGCACCGAGCCUAAUCUCAAGCACUCCGAUCGCCCAAUCUAUUGGCCAUGGGAACAGGCGAAAGCGAACUUCCACCCUUCCCGUAGCAUCACCACAGCAUGGGAGGACCACUCGGAAGUCAUCGGGGCCCUCGAAAACGCUAUCUAUGGCCCAUUCAGCCUCAUAAAUGAUGCUCCGAUUAAGCGCUAA